AUGAUCAAGAAUGAGAAUAACAAUCCCAGUGAUAAAACACCCGCUAAACCGGUGUAUAAGCGAGAGCUCGUGUACAACCAUAUAAUUUGGAUGCCUUUUGUUCACAUAUCAGCGGCUUAUGGCCUAUAUUUGGCGUGCGGCGCCCAUAGGCUGUGGUCGCACCGGUCAUACAAAGCCAAUCUACCGCUUCAGAUGAUACUAAUGGUGUUUCAAACGUUGGCCUUUUUGAGUCCCGCAUACGAGUGGGCUCGCGAUCAUCGGCUGCACCACAAACACAGCGACACCGACGCCGACCCACACAACUCCCGGCGCGGCUUUUUCUUCUCACACAUCGGUUGGCUUAUGUAUCGCAAACACCCGGACGUCAGGGAAAAGGGUAAGACCAUUGACAUGAGCGACCUGUUGGCCGACCCGAUAGUUCAGUUUCAGUUUAAGCAUUACCUCGUGUUGGGUGCGUUCAUAUGGGGUUUCAUACCAUGGUAUAUACCCCACUGGUUGUGGGCCGAAACCCUAUGGAACUCGUGGUUCGUGUCCGUAAUGCUCCGAUACGUCGUGUCAAUGCACAGCACUCUACUCAUUAACAGCGCCGCUCAUAUGUGGGGCAUGAGGCCGUACGACAAAAGCAUAGCACCGGUUGAGGCGAAUGCACGACAUUUUCUGAUGGGCGAAGGCUUUCAUAAUUAUCACCACUCGUUUCCCAUGGAUUACUCGCAGUCAGAGUUGGGUGCGAUCGAUGUGUUCAAUCCGGCGACGGCUUUCAUAGACAUGUUUGCGGCCAUCGGUUGGGCCUAUGAUCUCAAAAAGGCGUCCAUAGAUGUGGUGAAGAGCCGACAGACCAGAUGUGGUGACAUUCACUACAAGUCCAUCACAUCCCGACUGUCGGAGCAAAUUGUCGGCUCGUUUGUCAUAUUUAUGCCCAUUUGGGUCAUAACUAUACUCCGGAUGAAUGUGUUUCUAUGGCCAGUGAUUGGUAUCGCUUUAUAUCUGAUUACAUGCCAUCCCAACGGCUUUAGUGCUAAAAAUGAUAAAUAA
Messenger RNA from Medioppia subpectinata, 1032 nucleotides. Lineage: Eukaryota; Metazoa; Arthropoda; Arachnida; Sarcoptiformes; Oppiidae. The record is from the annotation of a GenBank genome assembly.